AAUCGCACGCCAUGUGUGCUGCAAUUCUGAUGGACGUCCUCCGUUUAAAAGAGUAGAAUAUGAUUUCUACACAAAGGCCAAGUUAAUUUGUGUAAUCAGCAGAGUUGCCUUUUAUGUACAAGAGGCGAUGAAAUAAUUCUUUAUAAAAUGCAAAGCAUGCGAGGUGAACACUGCAGCAAGGAGCAAACGCAAUAGUCAAUGACGGAAGCCGGUCAACAUAAGGCCGCCAAGUUCCUUAAUUCAGCCCUUCCUUUAGGAAGUUAUUUGCUGAGGUCUGACGCAAGCAAACAUUUACGAUAGCUCAUUAAGACAUCGACUUUCCACCGCCGGCUUCUUGAAAAUCCGUCCGACCAGGAAAUGUACUAAGUAUCGUGACUGUAACAAGUGCAGCAGUUACACCGCCUUCUGCUCAGGGCUGAUUUCCGACUAAGUGAUCAUGUCUACAGACAGCACUCCAUGGAGUUCCAAGACUCAGAGCCCAGCUUCAAAAUUGAUUGAUAAGUCCAAAGAGUCACCUUUUGUUCCAAUAGGUAUGACUGGAUUUGCAGCAAUAGUUGGAUUGGGCCUUUAUAAACUACGAACCAGAGGGAAUACCAAAAUGUCUGUGCACCUUAUACACACCCGUGUGGCUGCACAGGCAUGUGUGGUGGGAGCUGUGACCUUUGAUGCUGCCAGACCUACUGAGCCUUUCCAGCAACUUGUUUUUGUCCCUGAGUAAGGCAGUUGUUCCCCUUUAGUUGAAACAUCAUUGACAAGGGGGCAUAAUUUUGAAGCGGAAGGCAGAAGGCUUGGUGGGGAUUUGAGGAAAACCUUUUUUUAAUCACCUGUUAGUGAGGGUCUAGAAUGCCUGGGAGGGUAGUUGAAACAGGUAAACUCAACUUUUAAAUAAAAAUUCUGUUGACCACUUGAAGUGUCUUAAAAUUCAAGGAUAUGUGUUUGGUACAAAAAAGGAGCAUUGUUUUGGCAGUACUGAAGGACCGUUUCUGCACUGUAUGAUUCUACAGUCAGAGUUAAAUGAUUCCAGUGUUACACUGAUCAUACAGUACUUUAAGUCUGCCAGCAUUGCUUGUGGACCUCUUUCUUUCAUCAAAGGCUAGGUGCAUCAGCAAAUUUCUGUCUACGUCAGCAAAAGUAAUUAGUUGAAAGUAGUGUUUUGAUUAUAUUUUAUAGAUUACACAAUGAACAAAAUACUUUAAGGGAUGAAUUAGCAGAACCUUGGCUUGGCACAACAGCUCUAGCAAUCUAGAAAUAAAUCCAUCUGCACAAUUUCAUAUUUUUGUGCAUCUGUUACAAAUCCUACCCUUGCAACCUACAUAAAUUAAUGGGGAAGACAUUGGCUUCUAAGAAAGCUCAUCAUUGAAUUUUGUUUUGGAUUAUAUAGUCGGAACUAGGUGUUAAUAAUUGGAGCCAGUAAGAAUUUCUUUCACCGUAACCAUAACAAUUGCUUUUCUGAAAUACCAGAAAAACACUGGAGAAACUCCACAGGUCUAGCAGUGUCUGUGAUGUAGAUACAAAUACAGAGAGAAACAGUUAAUGUUUUGAGUUCAAUAUGACUCACUAGUUGAUUCAGCUAAACUGUGCCAACAGAACAUAUGGGACACUUGCCUUCAUCAGUUGUGGCAUUCCACAAUUACAGCACAAUUUUUAUGUCCUUAGCACAUUUGUCCAUCUUCCAAACUUGCCCAUAAAUAAAAUCUGUCCAAUUAGUUAAGUUCGGCAUCAAUUUCAACAACCGAGUUCAUGUCUUGUUCUCAAUUGUCUUUGCAGGAGUCCUGUAUUCCAUGUACAAAGAGUAUGUGGUGAAGCCAAAAGAAGCAGAUCUCGACAAAUAAAUGCCCUCACUGUGUUAUGCUGAAUGUAUUUAUGGAUUAUUGUUAAUGUUCCACUUGGUAUUGAGUUGAUCUCGCUGAAAUAAUUACACUCUCACAAAUGGUUUGACAUGAAAUGCAUUUUUCCAAAGGUUGGCAAUUUCAUAUUUUGCACAUUGGCUUUUCUUUGCACUGAGAAUUUCCUGUUCAUUAAUAAACACAAAGACAACGUACAAAGGA
This is a messenger RNA of Stegostoma tigrinum, 2048 nucleotides long. RefSeq names its product HIG1 domain family member 1A, mitochondrial-like. The transcript is spliced from 4 exons. Gene Ontology annotation, biological process: mitochondrial respirasome assembly. Lineage: Eukaryota; Metazoa; Chordata; Chondrichthyes; Orectolobiformes; Stegostomatidae. Bases 437 to 718 code for a protein of 93 amino acids. The record is from RefSeq and is a predicted model, not a curated record. Gene Ontology annotation, cellular component: mitochondrion.